GAGAUCUCAAUGCAAAUCUCCAUGCCAAUAAGAACAUACAUGUCAGCUAGCCAGAUAACUAAGAAAUUCAAAGUCGAUUUCAUGCCCCAUCAAGAGCGCUUGAAAAGGUCAUGGUUUCACGUUUUAUGAAUUGUUUUGGGUAAAGCUAUUAUCCUCGUAAUGCUUUCCUUUUUUUGUCCUUUCUAGAGCUAUUUACUGUUUUUUUCUUUCCUUUGAUGUCAAAAUUUAGUUGAUAUCUUUAGCUAUAUUUUGCUGUAUCUUUUGAUUCAAUUUUGUUGUUCUGAUGUACUCAGUGUGUGUUGAUGUUAUUGUUGUUGUUUCCUUUGUCUAAUUCACUGUUUUUUAACUAUUUUUUCAUCAGAGAUGUUCGUCAACCUCUCUCUCAAAUUCGACUGAGUGUUUCUAUGUCCCUUGGAGCUGGACAGAUCAUCUUCAUCGCCGGAAUAAACGCCACAGAAAACAAAGCUGCCUGUGUUACAAUAGCAGCUCUGAUGCAGUAUUUCUUGAUGGCCGCUUUCUGUUGGAUGCUGAUCGAGGCAAUUUAUCUUUACUUCUUCGUUGUGAAAGUUUACAACAUUAACACCAAGAUGCACAUGUAUCACGUCAUCUCAUGGGGUCUUCCAGUGAUCAUGGUGGUCAUUUCACUUAGCAUCGCUGCCGGGAAAGAAGGGUUACAAAGCUAUACGAGUGAUAAAUAUUGCUGGCUUUCCUCGACUAACAACCUGACCUGGAUAUUCGCCGCCUUUGUGGCUUUCAUUGAAACUCUCAACAUCUUGAUACUCGUACGCGUUAUAAAAGAGAUCCCCAAUUUGGUGCAGCCAAUAGCAGAAGACAACCAUUUUCAGCAAAUACGACUUGGCAUCAAAGCAUGCUUGGUGAUAAUUCCCCUACUGGGUGUCACGUGGCUAUUUGGUCUCCUUUCGCCAGUGCAUAAAGCUUUCGCCUACAUCUUCACCAUACUCAACUCUACUCAGGGUUUCCUGAUUUUCUCUCUACACUGCAUGCGAAACACUCAGGUAAGGAAAAUAAACAAACUAAUUGUUAACUCCGUAUCAUCAAGUUUUAGUUUUUCGAGAGAUAUCCGAGUACAAGUGCUAGGAAUGUGUUUCGCGUCGCUCGUCUAUCUGCAGAUCAGAGAGCGUUUCAAAAGAAAGAUGAACAUCGUUUUUCGAUCUUCUAUAAAGAGCAGCUCCACAAGGAAGAGCUCACAGGUCAAUCCAAGUGAGGUUGGGGAUGUAUGGGCAGUUAAAUUGCAGUCUUGUGCUCAGUUUUAAUCGAAAUCGCACCUAACUUAAAUAACUGGAUCCAACCAACCGGAAAUGACAGUCAAUUACUUAUUGCAAUCACUUAGUUAACAGCAUAAAGUCGGUUACGAUCGAUCUGACUUGCGAUCUGCAGCUAAAAAGAGGUUUUUCUUUUCAUAAUUGUUUAAGCACUCAACUAACUGUAAUUGUAAUCUAUCUUCUUUACGAUAACAAGUUUAUUUUCUGGGCGAUAGUAUACUUGAAGGCAAGAUUCAUCGAAAUAAACAAAUCUAUAAAUUCAAAUUUCUAAUAGCUCAGUAUCUUGAUGACUUUCCUUCGAGUAAGACCACAGUCCACUAUAGACAAGGCGGGAAUUUAAGCCAAGAUAUCACGAAUUGUCUUUCUUUAAGAAGCACUCUAGCACGCAGCUUUAAUUGAAUGUAUUUAUCUUUCGAUUCUUGCGCGCUAAAUUUCUGCGCUUACUGCAUGAUUAUUUCAUAUUCGAUAUUUCACUCAUUGAGUUUACAAACUUCUCACCAAACACUGUUAUUACUUUAGAUAAUAAGCUAUGAAUAAUGACUGAAACUAUUGGUUUCUAGAAAUUUCGAGAAUGCCCAGUCAUGCAAAAAUGCAUACCAAGGGACCUUCUGGAGUAUUUUAUUAGGUUAAAUAGUUAUGAUGUAACACUACCAAUAUCGUUGUGUUGUAAGCGUCCGGAAUUUGCGAGAAUACUUUGUACAUAAGGACACAGUCGUGCAGCAGUAGUAAUUGUUGUCGGGAGGGACUGACUCUUCAGAAAGCUAUACCAAGAGAGAGCAACCGUGGAAGAUUGUUAAUCUCGAGUUACUUUGGAGACAACUUCGAGAUUGUGUCAGUGGUGAGCAAAGAAAUAGUUUGUGGUUGUCUCUUUAAGGAUAAUUAUUCUACUUCUUUAAGAGUCGCUCCUUGGCAAGAAUAUUACAAGUUGUUUAAUAAAUUAAUUGGGUCUGUUGAUAAA
Molecule: messenger RNA, 2241 nt
Organism: Pocillopora damicornis (cauliflower coral)
Lineage: Eukaryota; Metazoa; Cnidaria; Anthozoa; Scleractinia; Pocilloporidae
Product: adhesion G protein-coupled receptor L4
Biological process (GO): cell surface receptor signaling pathway; G protein-coupled receptor signaling pathway
Cellular component (GO): plasma membrane
Molecular function (GO): G protein-coupled receptor activity
Source: RefSeq, a predicted model, not a curated record